ACCAAGCCGACGAUAGCCGAAGCAGCUUGCGACCAUUUUCGUGAAUUUGUUGGACGCGGAUGGUGACUGAUAGACAUUUCUGAAGUAGUGUCGUUUUUCUGGGUUCAGCAAUUUCAAGACAAUGCCGUCUCUGUUAUUUUGUGGCCCCAAACUGGCCGCCUGUGGCAUUGUGCUGAGCAUAUGGGGAGUUAUAAUGCUGGCGAUGUUGGGGAUCUUCUUCUGUUCAAAAUCAGCUGUGCUGAUCGAGGAUGUUCCCUUCACCGAGGAAGACAUCCGUAAUGACAAAAGCCCACCCCAGAACAUCUAUUCACUGUACAAUCAAGUGGGCAUCAACUGUUUCAUUGCUGCGGCCAUCUAUGUUGGAGUUGGUGCUGUGUCUCUAUGCCAGGUUCGCCUGAACAAACGUCAAGAGUAUUUGGUGACAUAAGUUGAACAGAUUAAAAGCAGUUCCCAAAAUCUUCCAAGCAUUAUUUAUUUGUAGGUGGCUUGUGUGACAACCUGUGGAUUAGCAUUAUUCAUUAUAUUGGAGUGACUCCUGUAGCAGUUCAAGCUUCCCCUUUUAAGAAACUUUAUUUGGGACAUAUAUAGAUAAAUAGAGACUAAUUAAUCUUGCAAAUCAAUGAACUGUUUAUCAAGUAUUAAUGAUUGUUUAUACACAUGUAUGUGAAGAUCCUUUUAAACUGAAAAACCACUAGUCUGAGAGGAUAUGUUUUAACAAAACACCCAGUAAAAGCGGAAAGUAUAGAAUGAAAGUCAAACUGAGUGGACCAAAAUAAAAGCAGCUGACAUUUAACGUAUCCUGUGGCAUCAUAAAAAAAGAAAAACGGAACAAUCUGGCAUCAUGCUUAUUUAAUAGUCAUUUAUUUUAAUGUAUUUAAUAUGCUACUCAAUACACUGUUCUUUUUAUGUUGAGUUAUUUCUAUUUUAUUGUUAACUUAUUUACCUUGAAUUCCUCAUUCGUUCAUUUACUUGAUGUGGUUGCUGUUGCACUAUGAAAGUGCUAUGUGUGAAGGGUAUGUGAUGGAAAUGUGAAAUGUCCUUUUAAAUAACAUGUCAAGUGGAAAUAAAAGGCUCAUUGUUUCACUA
This is a messenger RNA of Colossoma macropomum (tambaqui), 1086 nucleotides long. RefSeq names its product ribonuclease, RNase K b (gene rnasekb). The transcript is spliced from 3 exons. NCBI's taxonomy places the organism in Eukaryota, Metazoa, Chordata, Actinopteri, Characiformes, Serrasalmidae. The record is from RefSeq and is a predicted model, not a curated record. Bases 122 to 427 code for a protein of 101 amino acids. Gene Ontology annotation, molecular function: RNA endonuclease activity.